This is a messenger RNA of Cornus florida, 2013 nucleotides long. RefSeq names its product protein NLP6-like. Lineage: Eukaryota; Viridiplantae; Streptophyta; Magnoliopsida; Cornales; Cornaceae. The record is from RefSeq and is a predicted model, not a curated record. Gene Ontology annotation, molecular function: protein binding; DNA-binding transcription factor activity. The transcript is spliced from 5 exons. Bases 1 to 2013 code for a protein of 670 amino acids.
AUGGCGGAGAUGGCAAACCAUGAUGAAGAAUACAUCCUCAAUAAUUUCAUCAAGGAUAUGCCCAGUACAGUGUUUUUCCGGCGCCCUCUGUCAAAAGACCACCUGUGGGCGUUUUGGUGCGAGACAACCCUCUCUCCUUUCAAUGUAGGUGGUGGUAUUACGGAUUGGGUAACUCACAGCCCCACCACCAAUCAAGGGAUCGUUAUAGAGAAGAUCAAAUCUGCGCUUCAAAACUUCCAUCGUAAUAACUAUAUGGAUCAUACUCUCAUUCAGUUUUGGACACCCAUCACAACAGAAACAGGGUGUUUCCAGCUUGUAACUUCAGACCAACCUUUUGCUCUUUCUUAUGAUCUUGAUGAAAGACUUCUUAAGUAUAGGAAGCACUGUUUGGAAUAUGAAAUUGAUUUGGAUGGGACAGAAGAACACCUUGGAAUCCAGGGUCGUGUGUUCCGGAAAAAAUUGCAUGAGCGUACUGAAGAUGUGCGAAUUUACUCUAGCAAAGAGUACCCACAGCGCGAAUUUGCCCUAACUUGCAAUAUUUGGGCUUCCUCUGCUUUCCCGCUGUUUCACCCCUCUUUUCAGGGCUGUGUUGGAGUGCUUGAGUUUGUAAAAAAUACACCUUCUGGAUUAUUGCUACUGGUGUGUUAUUCGCUUUUGGAUUAUUUGCUCAAGAUUGCAGGUCUGAGAAGUUCUCUGUGUUACUGUCAUAGAUCUUCGUACCCUGUUCUCAUCAAUAAAUUUCUAUACUACACAAAAUUUACAAUCCAGAUUUAUAGAGAUACAAAUGAUGAAAUCUACAAAGGGUUGCAAGUGAUGUGCAAAAAACACAAGUUACCUUUGGCUCAGAUGUGGAUUCCUUGCAGAUUCAAUACCUUGAACACUGAUGGCAAUAUGGACAAUAGCUCCUCCAAUACCUUUUUUGAUGUAAGCUGUGUGGGACAAGUCUUGCACGGUCCAAACGAAGUAUCAUAUCUUGUAGAUUAUAAUCUGGUAGAAUUCUCAGGGUUAUGUGCGUCUAAUGACUUACAAAGGGGGCAGGGAGUUGUUGGGAGGGCCUAUCUGUCACAUAAACCAUGCUUCUGUAGAGAUAUAACUCAAUUCAGCCUAACUGAAUAUCCAUUACUGCCCGGUGCACGUCAUUUUGGGUUAACUGGCUGUUUCUCGAUUUCCUUGCGAAGUUGUUACACCAGAGAAGUUGAUUAUGUACUAGAGUUCUUUUUAAAUCGGAAAAGAGCAUAUGGUAAAGACACAAGUACCUUACUGUGCUCGAUGUUAGAAACAAUGAAGCAACAUUUUCCAAGCUUUAAGCUCUCAUCUGGAGAAGAACUCGGGAAAGAAUUAUCGAUUUAUAUUAUUACACCUCGCAUGAAUCGGGAACCUACCAGAUCUCCAUCCGGGCCUGGAGUCUUGCACAGUGAACAAGAGAUGAUGCAACCACAUUCAUCAAAUCAACAACUAACACUUGAAGUUGAUACUUGUUCAGAUGACACAUAUUCAAUUACUUAUGAGGAACUUGAACAACAUUUCGGAAAGAAACUUGAAGACAUAGCAAAUGUUUACGGUGUGAGCAGAUCUACGUUUAAACGUAUAUGCAGAAAGAAAGGAAUCCGCCGCUGGAAACGGGGUAAGAGAAAUAAGGUGGACGACUCUCCCUCUAGACUCGACCCUCCCUGUUCUGAUUUGACUGCUGAGAAACUCGUGACUACUUUUUCUCACAUAACUCCACUUGUAAUAACACCACAAGAAGCAAGUACCAUGACUAUAAAGGCAACAUGCGGUGAUGAUAUGAUUAAAUUUCAAAUACAUUUUUCAGCAAAAAUGGUGGAGUUAGAAGAAGAAGUCUCCAAGAGGUUGAAGUUCAAUGUUGGAAUUUAUAAGAUCAAAUAUAUAGACGAUGACGGCGAUCGGAUUUUAAUAGCCUGUGACAAGGACUUACAGGAUUGUAUAAGUGCUUCUAAUUCAUUGGGCAUGAAAACAAUCAAAAUGUUCAUUGAGCCAAUUACCCAAAUAUAA